AUGUCAAUUCCAGUAUGUAUGGUUUCGUUAUUGGUGAAUGUUGGGAGAAUGAACACCACUGUGAAUUUUGUUCCGGAAAUGAAAUCACAAUUACGAACUUUCCAUUCGAUCCCGUCGCUUCAACAAGGGAAAAGCCACGAUAAUAAAAUCUUGCAAGAUUCUCCUCGAUUGAAAAGUAUUUUGAAAUCGUGGUCCGAAGCUAAGAAACACCCGACAAAGUUCGAAGAGUUGUUCAACCAACCGCUAGUUCCCGAUACCAAAUUCCCGAAAACUAACGUCAUCAAUUUGAUUUUCAUGUUGUGUUGUUAUGAGCAUUUAAUUUUCCAACAUUUUGACCCCGUCAAUCUUGAAAAUGGCACCAGUAGGAACUUUGUUUCCGAAUCCCCGUCGUUUUUAGGUGAAGAUUUGACCAAGCCCCAUUCAAUUACCACUCCAAAAUCUCGAGCCCAACGGUUUUUGUGGUUAUUGUACAAUUACUUGGAAACCAAUUUGAUAAAAGAAGAAAUUUUGAACAACCCGUUCAAAGAUCCCGAGAAUCCGUUGCUGAUUCCCGCGUUGGUGCCAAUUCCUGACGGAAUGAACUUCGAUAUCGAUACUCCCCAAGAAGUAGAAUACGCCAAGACCAUGGAAAAAGUGCGGAUGAAUUUCUUGAAAACCGACGGUAAUCCGGAUUUGAUGGAAAAUGGCAACAAAUCAGAGAAAUCAAAGGAUGAUGGAGGAUCAGAAAAGCCAAAGAAGGGUGGGCGAGCCGUGAGGAACUCAGGGAAAUCCGCCAAAGCUGCGGGAAAUAAUGGUAAUAAUAAUAAUAAUACUAAUAAUAAUAAGAAAGUUGGUGAUUCUAAAAAUAAUACUGCGAAACCCAAACCCGACGAUAUUCACAAGGAGAUUUUCAAGAAUAAUAAGGCAAGAAGCAAGUUCCAACGUCAUUAUAAUGGUAAUAUCAUGUAUCUGACGCAUUCUAUCCUUAACGAUGAAUUGAUAGAAGAAGAGGAUGCGAAGUUCGAUGGUGAUGGGAAAAUUGUUUCACGAGAGGUGGGGAAUCGUAAAAAAAGAUAUAAUGGAGAUUUUGGGGAGUUCGCCACUACUUGUCUUAAGAUGUUUAAAGCAGGAAAGAACUAUCAUGAAGCACAUUACCUUGAACAGGCAAAGAAUGGUGAGAAUGAAGUUAAGGUUGAACUCAAGUUGGGUGAAGAUGGUACGACAAUUAGUGGAUUUUCGAUUGAUAUUUGA
Molecule: messenger RNA, 1230 nt
Organism: Saccharomycopsis crataegensis
Lineage: Eukaryota; Fungi; Ascomycota; Saccharomycetes; Ascoideales; Saccharomycopsidaceae
Exons: 2
Coding region: 1-1230 (409 amino acids)
Cellular component (GO): Ino80 complex
Source: RefSeq, a predicted model, not a curated record